Vanrija pseudolonga is the source of this 1688-nucleotide messenger RNA. RefSeq names its product putative transporter. NCBI's taxonomy places the organism in Eukaryota, Fungi, Basidiomycota, Tremellomycetes, Trichosporonales, Trichosporonaceae. The record is from RefSeq and is a predicted model, not a curated record. Gene Ontology annotation, biological process: transmembrane transport. The coding region runs from base 1 to 1623 and encodes 540 amino acids. Gene Ontology annotation, cellular component: membrane. The transcript is spliced from 5 exons. Gene Ontology annotation, molecular function: transmembrane transporter activity.
AUGAGCGACGUGCAAGACAUUGAAAGGAAGGGAUCCAUCACGCAUCACGAGUCGCAUGGCCUCGACAAGCAGGCGGCACUGAUGGCCGACACGCACCACAAGCAUGACAAGGCGCUCGACGCGCUCGGCGACGCCGGGCGCGUGGACAUGACCGACGAGCAGAGCAGGGCCGUGUGUCGCAAGAUCGACUGGCAUAUCCUUCCCCCGCUCAUGUGGGUGUACUUCCUCCAGAUCCUCGACAAGUCGUGUGUUGGUUACGGCGCCGCGUUCGGCCUCAAGACCGAGGCGCACCUCAAGGGCAACGAGUACUCGCUCAUCUCGUCGUCGGGCUACUGGGCGCAGCUGGCCCUCUGCUGUGGCCCGACGGCGUGGCUCAUCGUCAAGUUCCCGACCAACAAGCUCAUGUCGAUCUGCAUCUUCUGCUGGGGUAUCUCCAUGAUCGGGCUUGCCUUCUCGCGCUCUUACGGUCCACUUCUCGCCAACCGCUUCCUGCUCGGCCUGUUUGAAGCCGUCAACAUCCCGCUCUUCACAGUCAUCACGACGACGUGGUACCGCCGCCGUGAGCAGCCCCUGCGCGUGGCAGCAUGGUACGGUACCAACGGCAUCGCGUCCAUGCUCGGCUCGCUGCUCACCUUCGGCCUGAGCUUCAUCAAGAGCCCCCACCUCUACGUCUACCAGAUCCUCUUCCUGACCGUCGGUCUGGCGACUGUCAUCACCGCACCCCUUAUCUACCUCUAUCUCGACAACAACCCCGCCCAGGCGCGCUUCCUCACGCCUGAGGAGCGCGCAUGGGCUAUCGAGCGGUUGAGGGACAACAACACCGGCGUUGAGACCAAGGAAGUCAAGUGGGGCCAGGUGCUCGACACGUUCACCUCGCCUGCCAUCUACCUCUACUUUAUCAUCACGUUCUGCGUCAACACCGGCGCUUCGGUCACCAACACCUUCGGUCCUCUUAUCAUCCAGAACCUCGGAGGCUUCAGCGCGCGCCAAACAAUUCUUCUCAACAUCCCCUUUGGCGCCGUACAGUCAGCAGUGUGCUUUGCGGGGUGCAUCAUCGCCGCGCGGUACGGGUACAAGGGCUUCGUGCUCAUCGCCUUCAUGCUGCCGUGUAUCCUCGGCUCGGGGCUGCUCUACGGACUGGGGCGCCAGAAGAGUCUCAUGGGCCCUCUCCUGUUCGGCUACUACUGCAUCGGCUUCCUGUUUGGCGGAAACCCGCUCAUCUUCUCCUGGCUCGCGGCCAACACGGGCGGCCACACAAAGAAGUCGCUCGCGAUCUCCAUGUGCAACGCCGGCUCGGCAGUGGGCAACAUUGUCGGCCCGCUCCUCUUCCAGUCAAAGGACGCGCCAGUGUACCACCCCGGUCUGGGCGCCGUGCUCGGCAUCUUUGUCGCGUGCGCGUGUAUCUCCGGGCUCCUUAUGGCGCUGUUCGCUCUCCUCAACCGCCAGAAGGAGAAGACGCGUGUCGCCCACGGAAAGCCGGCCAAGAUUGCCAACGCGUCCAUGGACAAGCACUACAAGGCUGCCGCGGACGACCAGGUCGACAGCGAGGGUAACAGACUCGGACAGCAGGCCUUUGCCGACAUGACGGAUCGCGAGAACGAUGAGUUUGUGUACACUUAUUAGGGAGGAGGAGGGUGUCUUGUAGCCUGUACCGAGAACUUGUGGAAGUAAUGCAACCUUGGCAGAAG